Molecule: messenger RNA, 1853 nt
Organism: Spodoptera litura
Lineage: Eukaryota; Metazoa; Arthropoda; Insecta; Lepidoptera; Noctuidae
Source: RefSeq, a predicted model, not a curated record
GAGUGCAUAGUUCCAGAAAGGAGGGCUAUCAAUGUCAAAAACAGUGUCAAAUGAACUGAAAUGAAAAUUUUAAAAAUUCAAAGACUCUGUCAGUUACUUGUAUUUACUGUGUAUGGAUUGUGUUUUCAAAUCAUAUAUUGAUUAUUUUAGUGUAGAUUAUUGAUUAAACCGCAGCUUCGUUUCGUUUGUCUGGUGGUUGUAGUUAUUCAGUGUUGUGUUACAUUUUUAUUUUCAAGUUCGUUUGAUCAUUGUUCAAUAAUUUAAAGACCACAUCAAAACAGACUGAAUUACAGUUUAAAUUGAAGUGUAAUGUUCUCAUUAUAAGACAUGCAUGAAAUGUUUGAUCUGAUCAAUUUGAUAUUAAAAUUAUAAUUAAAUUGAUAUAUUUAUCGUGAAUUUUAUAGGUCAGUAAUAAAUUAAAUUUAUUGCCAUGAAUCCUCCAUUACACGUUGAAGUUGUACAAAAAUCUCAAAGCCGAGCUAGUAAGGACUACGUUAUGGAACUUGUGCGUAGUUUCUUAAUGAAUUUUAUAUCCUUGACACCUGGCGUUAUAUUAUCUGGAUCAGAUCUAGAAGACAAUGCCGAGCUGAAAGAACAUGUUGAAAUGAUAACGUUUUGUGAUAUAGAACACGAUAAUGAAGUUCUAGUGACUGAAACUGAACUAAAGUAUCAUGUCUUUAAACUGGAUGCGUUUGGUGCUGAAACUGACACAAUGACCGAUGCCAGUACAGGGGAAGAGUUUGCUGCAGCUGAUGUUUGGUCAUUGCCCAGUCAAGAGUUUCAUGGACUGUGGGAUAGUCUCAUUUAUGAUACCAAAUUAAAAGAGGAUACCGUUCGAUUUGUGGAAACUGCGUUUGAGUUUGCUGAUCGGGGUGUAGACCCUAACAUAAUUGGUUGGAACCGAGUAGUGUUGUUGCAUGGUCCGCCUGGUACUGGAAAAACUAGCUUAUGUCGUGCUCUUGCUCAAAAACUAUCAGUGCGUCUUGCCGAUCGAUUUCCGAGGGCUCGUCUUGUAGAAAUAAAUGCACAUGGCCUAUUUUCCAAGUGGUUCGCAGAAAGUGGGAAGUUAGUAGCAAGACUGUUCGAGCGGCUCGAUGAGAUCGUCUCCGACCGGAGGCUGUUAGCCUGUGUGCUCGUUGACGAAGUGGAAUCGUUGGCGCACGCGCGUCGCGCCGCCCUCUCAGGCCUUGAGCCGUCCGACUCUAUCCGCGCCGUGAACGCGCUUCUCACUCAACUGGAUCGGCUGCGGCGGCGGCCCAACGCGCUCGUGCUGACUACUUCCAACGUGACGGGCGCCAUUGACGUGGCGUUCGUGGAUCGCGCCGAUAUCAAGCGACGCGUGGGCCCUCCGUCGGCACGAGCCGCGUACGAGAUCUUGCGCGGCUGCUGCGCGGAGCUGAUGGGGCGCGGCCUGGUGGCGCCGCGCGAGCCCGUGUUCGCGCUGCGCGUGCUGGAGGGCGCGCGCUUCGCCGACAGCGAGCCGGCGCGCGCCAGGCUNNNNCUGUGGGCGGUGGCGCGCGCGGCGGCGGACGCGGCCGUGUCGGGGCGCGCGCUGCGCCGCCUGCCGUUCCUGGCGCGGGCGCUGCACGCGCGGCGCGCGGUGCCGGACCUGCCGAGCUUCGUCAGCGCGUUGGCAGCGGCGCUGCGAGACCACUUGGCCGAUGCCGCUGAUUUGGACGACGCCACGCCUGUGCCUAUAUAACUACUUUCCUACUUUACUAUUAGAAGAUAAAUAUUAAUGUAAUAAUAUUUUUGUAUGAAAUACUACUUAGGACUACAGAAAUCUGUAAUUCUCUACAGAUUCAGCUCUAAUUGUGAUUAUUUCAAAUAAAUAUAACCUAAUGUUAAGUUAA